Molecule: messenger RNA, 1043 nt
Organism: Tuber aestivum (summer truffle)
Lineage: Eukaryota; Fungi; Ascomycota; Pezizomycetes; Pezizales; Tuberaceae
Source: the annotation of a GenBank genome assembly
AGAUAAAAUAAUAAACCACAAUGAAAGUUGUAAGGAAUCGAGCCACUCUUAAAAAAAUCAGCUCUAAAAAUCCCACUUGCAGGCCUGUAGGCUCCUACCAGGCCUGAUAGGCUUCGGCAGGCCAGUUGAGUUCGGCCUAUAUCCGCCUAGGCUCAUCGUCAGAGCGGCCUGCCUUGGCACAACCUACGGCCUAUAGGCCGGCCUAUCACUGGCCUAGCCCGUUGGGAGCACUGAAUGGUCAUGCCAGGGAAAAUAACCGCCUAGAGGUAAUUUAAUCUCAUGGCCCCUGGGAGUUGCCUCUUUAACAUUUUCAUAGGCGGUUAUUCUGAAUGUAGUUGACGACAAUCUGCGUAUGAAGGGCAAUUUUAAUGUCCGCGGUGCCCUUGGUAAGCUUCAAUAACACAUGUCUCUUAAGUGGCUACUAAUACAUAGUGGCAGAAUGGAUGGUCUACUUUGCAAAAGAAACCGGAAAAAUCCAAGUGCCAAAAUACGCUGGAGUACAGACCAUGCUCAAUGCUCUUGCGGGCACUCUAAGAUUCGAAGAAAUUGCUCGAAAGGUGGCAGUUGACCGUUGCCUUAAGUUUGACCGCCUUAGUUUUCGCGCAACAUGCCUGUAUGAUGAAGUCUCAAAGCAUGUACAUGAGAAUGAUCUAAUGAUUACUGUCAGAGUGAAAGACUUCACUCCGGACGAGUGCGGUGCACUGAUAGCCUACCUGGAACUGCAAAAGGAGUGGCCUGCCCCCCUGAAUUGGGUGCUGGAAGAGAAACCUGUCGAGCAUGGACCAAAAGCUACUACAUAGCUCAGUGUGGACAUGAUUGUGGACAGGUCGCAAUGGUAGUUCCGUGGUUGUAGAUUAUUUAUGCAACAAGGUCAUGGAACAGGAUAUGGCAGUCACUUGUUUUACAUUCCCUUUUAGAUGGCCUCGGUCACUUUUACAAUUGUUUUCCUUAUUUACGUUUUUUCUUUCUUGGCCUAGGCCCUCCGAUAGAAAUAAUUCCUACAUUGGUAUGUGGCUACGGUUAAGCUAAUGUCUUCGAUAAAA